AUGGAAAAGGUCCUGAAGUUAACUUCAUCAUUGUUGUGGUGGUUGAAGUUGAAGAAGUUUUUAAGAGGAAGAAUUGAAGAUUUGAGAUUAGGAACGAAGAUUCGUGAGAACCUGUGUAGGUUUUGUUUAUUGAGAAAGGAUUUUAUAUCAAAGUUUGACCAGGUUCCUACACUGAACUACUACUGCUAUUUAUAUUAUUUUGGAUCAGGAAAAUUAUAUGACUGGGGUCAGCUGAGGCCUUAUAUUAUUUCCUUCAGACUUAUUCUCAAUUACAGCAGUAGUCAAUACUCAUUUACAACAAUCAUCAAUGGCAAUACCUAUAGUCAGGGAUAUUACUUGACGGAUGGCAUAUACCUAACCUACGCUGCUUUUGUUAAAAGCUUUAAUGACCCUCAGUCUGCAAAGCACAAGAACUUUGCAAAGACACAAGAGGCAGUCAGAAAGGAUGUAGAGUGUACAUUUGUUGUAUUGCAGACACAUUUUGCAAUAGUUGCUGGGCCAGCAAGAAUGUGA
Molecule: messenger RNA, 513 nt
Organism: Phycomyces blakesleeanus NRRL 1555(-)
Lineage: Eukaryota; Fungi; Mucoromycota; Mucoromycetes; Mucorales; Phycomycetaceae
Exons: 3
Coding region: 1-513 (170 amino acids)
Source: RefSeq, a predicted model, not a curated record